GGUGGUUUACUGGUUGCGUGCUGCUGCCGUGGGGGCCAAGCUGUCACCAUGCUCCGAAAGGCGCUGCGCCUCGGCUUGGCCUCCCGCCUCUUGAGCCGGGGACUAGGCACACGCAGAGGCGGCUCUACUCUGGACUGGGAUGGAAAGAUGUCAGAGAUAAAGAAGAAGCUCCAGUCAGUCCUUCCUGGAGGGACCUGGGAUCCACUGUAUGACACCAGCCACCUGCCCCCCGAACACUCGGAUGUGGUGAUUGUGGGGGGUGGGGUGCUUGGCUUGUCUGUGGCCUAUUGGCUGAAGAGGCUGGAGAAGCAGCAAGGUGCCAUCCGUGUGCUGGUGGUGGAACGAGACCACACGUAUUCCCAGGCCUCCACUGGGCUCUCCGUGGGUGGGAUUCGUCAGCAAUUCUCAUUACCUGAAAACAUCCAGCUUUCCCUCUUUUCCGUCAGCUUUCUACGGAACAUCAGUGAGUACCUGGCCGUAGUCGAUGAGCCUCCCCUGGACCUCCAGUUCAACCCUUCAGGUUACCUCUUGCUGGCUUCAGAACAGGAUGCUGGGAUCAUGGAGAGCAACGUGAAAGUGCAGAGGCAGGAAGGAGCCAAAGUUUGUCUCAUGUCUCCUGAGCAGCUUCGGAACAAGUUUCCCUGGAUCAACACAGAGGGAGUGGCUUUGGCAUCCUAUGGGUUAGAGGGCGAGGGUUGGUUUGACCCCUGGUGUCUGCUCCAGGGGCUUCGACGAAAGGUCCAGUCCAUGGGAGUCAUUUUCUGCCAUGGAGAAGUGACACGUUUCAUCUCUUCAUCUGACUGCAUGCAGACCCUAAGUGGGGAAGAAGUGACCUUGAAAAGAAUCCAUGAAGUCCAUGUGAAGAUGGACCACAGCCUGGAGUACCAGCCUGUGGAGUGUGCCAUAGUGGUCAACGCAGCAGGGGCCUGGUCUGGGCAAGUCGCAGAGCUAGCUGGUAUUGGGAAGGGGCCGCCUGGCACCCUGCAGGGCACCAAGCUACCUGUGGAGCCAAGGAAAAGGUAUGUGUACUUAUGGCACUGCCCCCAGGGACCAGGCCUGGAGGCUCCGCUGGUGGCCGAUACCACUGGAGCCUAUUUCCGCCGGGAAGGACUAGGCAGCAACUAUCUGGGUGGCUGUAGCCCCACUGAGGGGGAGGAACCAGACCCAGAGAACCUGGAAGUGGACCAUAACUUUUUUCAGGACAAGGUGUGGCCCCACUUGGCCCGGAGGGUACCAGCGUUUGAGACUCUCAAGGUUCGGAGUGCUUGGGCUGGCUAUUACGACUACAACACCUUCGACCAAAAUGGGGUGGUGGGCCCCCACCCCCUCGUCGUCAACAUGUACUUUGCUACUGGCUUCAGUGGCCACGGGCUCCAGCACUCUCCUGCUGUGGGGCGAGCUGUGGCAGAGAUGGUGCUGGAGGGCCACUUCCAGACCAUCAACCUGAGCCCCCUCCUCUUCUCCCGCUUUUACUUGGGCGAGAAGGUCCAGGAGCACAAUAUCAUCUGAGUCUGUCGCGCUGCCCCCAGAUGGCUGGGCCUGGGUAGACUACCAGUUCUGCGGGUCUGUGCCUGAGGGCCAGGCUGACAGAGAAUGAUGGGACAGGACACAGGACUGAUUCCUGGCCAAGGCUGAUGCCACCAGCCAAGGCUGUCUGCCUGGAGAGGACACCGCAGGGGCCUGAGGACUGUGGCCUGGACCAGUUCCUGAUACAACUCAGAGCCUCUGCCCUUCUGGCAGGGCCCUGCAGAGCCCGGGCAGGGGCAUUAUGGGACAACCAGGUCCAGAUUUAGUGAUUUGCCUGUUCCCCCAUUCAUGUGUAAUAAAUGUGAUUAUUCCUUCCAGCCUUCUCCCCUCCAUUUUUGACCUCCUGGUAUGGCCUUGGACGCGCCCCACCGGCCUCUGAUCCCAGGCUGAGAGGAGCAUAGCCUCCUCCAGGGGCACUCAAGUCCCAGGUUUCGGCCAGCGCCUCCUCCUCCCAAGCUCCUGCAGGGCUCUGGCUGUGGAAGGAAGGGAGGGGUUCGUCCGCCCAGUCAGUGUUACUCAACCCAGCUCUUCACCAGGCCCAGGCUGCAGCUAGAAACACACUAGUAGGCACAGCGCAUUACAGCCACUCAACUCACAAUUUUUAGACUUCAUGAUGGUAUGAAAACAUAACAUUCAGCCGAAAUUUUGUCUUUUGCUGUUUUCCUGGGCUAGUGUUGCGCCUGUUCUACUCUCAGGAUGCCGGGCAGCAGCGGCGAGCUCAGUCACAACCCAUAUGCUACCAUGUAGCGUCACCAGCGGGUUUGGGAUUCUGUGUUUUGUGUCUUUCCCUUCCAUCAUGUCUGUAUUUCAUUUUCAGUGCAAUAUUAA
Condylura cristata (star-nosed mole) is the source of this 2355-nucleotide messenger RNA. It is a transcript of the gene FOXRED1, whose product is annotated as FAD-dependent oxidoreductase domain containing 1. Lineage: Eukaryota; Metazoa; Chordata; Mammalia; Eulipotyphla; Talpidae. The transcript has 12 exons. The record is from RefSeq and is a predicted model, not a curated record. The coding region runs from base 49 to 1509 and encodes 486 amino acids. Gene Ontology annotation, molecular function: oxidoreductase activity. Gene Ontology annotation, cellular component: cytoplasm.